Messenger RNA from Panthera uncia (snow leopard), 7241 nucleotides. Its product is annotated as zinc finger protein 883-like. The record is from RefSeq and is a predicted model, not a curated record. Gene Ontology annotation, molecular function: DNA-binding transcription repressor activity, RNA polymerase II-specific. Gene Ontology annotation, biological process: negative regulation of transcription by RNA polymerase II. Lineage: Eukaryota; Metazoa; Chordata; Mammalia; Carnivora; Felidae.
AAGCAGGCUCCACACUGUCAGCACGAGCCCGAUGUGGGGCUCAAACUUACAAACCAUGAGAUAGUGACCUGAGCCAAAAUCAAGAGUCAGACGCUUAACCGACUGAGCCACCCUGGCACCCCAAAGAUAUUUUCUAAUUGCAAUUGAAGUUUAGAAUUCUACAUUGAGCUGAAAAGCAUUAGUUCCACUACUCAUGUCAUUGUCAUAGCUCUGUGAAGCCCUCAGAUGUUUAGGGAGCCUGCAGUUCAAACAUGUUGCUGGCUUGUCGGAGGUAGCCUUCGUUGCCAUUAGCUUCUUAUUUUUUAAAAAGUCAGCAAGCCAUGGACAAUCAUUAGUUAUAUGCAUGCUGCUCUUUUGGUACCUGUGUAUGACAUAUUUCCUCUUCUCAAGUGACUUGCUAUCUAGGCGGAGAGACAGAUUCAUAAGCAUUUAUUCAAAUGCAGUAUAUGUUGGUUGCCCUAGGUACAGAAAAAAACCUUCUUCAGUUAACUCUUGAUCUUUUGGCUGAAGCAUUUGGCAGAAUCAUAGUCCUGCUGGCUCUCUAUUUACAGAAUACUCCCAAAGGAAUAUUCUCUGCUAAGGGAGGUUGAAGGUUUGAAGCGACUCGUGCAAUGUGCAGUGAUGCUGGCAGCACAUACUAAAGCUUCCAGAAGGCCCUGGCCUGGGACCACCAAAUCAGAUCUGUAUGUCAAGUCACAGUAAUCCUUCAGAAGCAGGGAUUAGUAUCAUUCAAGGAUGUGUCAGUCAGUUUCACCCAGGUGGAGUGGCAGUGGCUGGACUCAGCUCCGAAGAUCCUGUACAGGGAUGUGAUGCUGGAGAACUACAGCAAACUGGUUUCAGUGGGGUGUCUUACAAUCAAACCAGAUGUGAUCUCCCAGUUGGAGCGAGGAGAAGAACCAUGGAUAAUAGAGGUGAUGUUCUCAAGCCAGAGUCUUCCAGCCUAGGUUCCAGCUCCCUUGGAAAAAAGCAGCUUUUGUUAAGUAAGAAGGAAGAAGCCCCAGGAAGAGGAAUCCUACCUUGAAGAUCACUCCUCUGACUUCAGACUUCUUACCACAGUCUUUAGAGCAGAGGCAGGAAACUGCUAGAAAGGAGCAGGUCCUAGGUUUGCGUAGUCUGAAGUAGCCGUUCUUUAUUUUGCUCAGAAGGAGCAUUGUUUCACUAUCACCACAUCCAGAGGGCCUCACCAUGAUGGUGAGAGGUCGGGACCAAGUUUCAGAAAAGAUAGCUAUACAUUCAACCUUCUCUAUACUUUCCCAAAAGGAACAGAAGAAGAACAAAUCCCAGGGAUCGAUUUCAUUUGAGGAUGUGACUGUGAACUUUACCCAGGAGGAGUGGGGUCAACUUGACCCUGAUCAGAGGACCUUGUACAGGGAUGUGAUGUUGGAGAACGAUGGCUUCUUCAUCUCACUGGGACAUUCCAUUACCAAACCAGAGGAGAUCUUCAAGUUAGAGCAAGGAGCAUCAUGGAUAUUAGAGGAGGAGUUUGCAAGCCAGUAUUACCUACGUGAGCAAUCCAGGGAAAUUAGAUUCCAGGUUGUUGUUUCAGGUAUAGGCAUCUUCGGAGUGUUUUCAAGACCCUCUUUCAAGAGACUCUGUUUAGAAGUGACUAAGGAUAGUUACCCACCAGUAAUAGAAACUAUUCAGGAAAGAAAUCCGAUGAUGCCAGUGGGCGUGAGAAAUUGCUUCCGGAUAUUAAUCAUGACGAAACUCAUAACUAGAAAGAAGUUCAAUGAAUUUAAUAAAAAUGAGAGCAUCUUCUAUCAUAAUGAGGAUUUUAUUUGGCAACAAAAGAUUCACACUGCAGAGCAACUGUUUGAAUAUAGUGAAUGCAUUAAAGCCUUCCACAGUAAUGAUCUCUUCAUUACACAUAAAGGAACUCACACAGGGGAGAAAUUCCGUGAUUAUAAUGAAUGUGAGAAAACUUUCAGGGGUGAGUCAAACCGCAUGUUAGGCCAGAUAAUUUACUCAAGGAAGAAUCCCUAUAAAUUUAAGGCAUGUGGAGAAACCUGUGAUAAGUCAGUCCUUUGGAAGAAAUGUCAUAGAAUUCACAUGGGUGAGAAAUACCACGAGUGUGAUGUGUGUGGGAAAACCUUCCUCCGUAAGUCAAACCUCAUCGUACAUCUGAAAACACACACAGGAGAAAAACCCUAUGAAUGUAAUGAAUGUGGGAAACCCUUUUACCAUAAGCCAGCCCUCACUGUACAUCAAAGAAUUCAUAAGAGAGAGACCUAUGAAUGUGUUAAAUGCGGGAAAACUUUCUACCAGAACUCAGCCCUCCGUCAACAUCAGAGAACACACACAGGGGAGAAGCUAAAAUGUAGUGAAUGUGGAAAAUCUUUCUCCCAAAAGUCAGACCUGACUGUGCAUCAGAGAUCUCACAUAGGAGAAAAACCUUGUAAAUGUAAUGAGUGUGACAAAUCCUUCAGUAUAAAGUCAAAACUCAAUGUACAGGAGAGAAUACACUCAGGGGAGAAGUCUUAUGAAUGUAGUGAACGUGGGAAAAUGUAUUAUAUGAAGUCAACCCUCAGUAAACAUCAAAGACUUCAUACAGGGGAGAGAAUACAUGAAUGCAAUGAAUGUAGGAAGACCUUCUGUGGGAAGUCAGUUCUUCUUAAACAUCAGAGAACUCACACAGGGGAGAAACCUUAUGAAUAUGUAGAAUGUAGGAAAACCUUUUCUGAGAAGUCAACCCUCAGUAAACAUCAGAGGAUUCAUACUGGGGAGAAACCCUUUGAAUGUAACAAAUGUGGGAAGGCAUUUUACCAGAAGUCCCAACUUAUUCAACAUCAGAGGAUUCACACAGGGGAGAAACCCUAUGAAUGUAAAGAAUGUGGGAGAACAUUUUGCCAGAAGGCAUCCCUCAAUGUACAUCAGUGAACACACAUGGGAGAGAAGCCCUUUGAAUGCAACGAAUGUGGAAAAUCUUUCUAUGAUAGUUCGACCCUCAUUAAACGUAAGAGAAUUCACUCAGGGGAGAAACCCUAUAUAAUGUAUGAAUGUGGGAAGACCUUCAGCCACAAACCAAAUCUCACCACACAUCAGAGAAUACACAUAGAAGAGAAACACUGUAAAGAUGGAUGUGUGAAACCAUCUUGCUGUAACUCAGAACUGUUGGCCCGACAGUAUAUCCAUAUGGAUAUAUCCAUAUCCCUCCCUCCCUGUGGUUGUAAUGAAUGUGGGAAGUCCUACCAGAAGUCAGCCUUCAUAGAACUCACACACAAUAGAUAGCUGGCAAUGCUUUUACCAAACUGGACACAGAGCAAGUCUUUAUCUCUCAGCUGCUGUUGCAUCCAGGUGGGACAGUAUGCAUGAGAGCUAGCCAAUGGGAUGUGAGCAUAAUGAGGUAAUUCACUUGUAGGUCUGACACAUAAAGGCCCCCACGGCAAUUCUUCGUGUUCUCUCCUCUCUAUGGGGUAGGACGUAGAAAGCCUUCUGUUGAGGAGUCAGCACACACUGUGUGUUAGUGAACUCACACAAGAGUAGAAACAUCACCUUGAUGUUUAGAAACCUAAUCCAUAAAUGAAACUUACUGUCACUGGAGAAUCCAAACUGAGAAAUCCAGAGAUCACAACAAAUUUAGAAAAGCCUUUCUGAAAAGGUUAUUAUCUCAUUGAACCUCAGGUAAAUAAUAGUAGACUGAAACCUUAUAAAUACAUGGUUUUCUGAAAGUUUGCAACAAAACAUAAUUUAUUAGAUUUCAGAGAAUUAUUACUGAGGGAAACUGAAUUUAGAAAAUACAGAGAGGGGCGCCUGGGUGACUCAGUUAAGCAUCCAACAUCGGCUCAGGUCAUGAUCUCAUGGCUCGUGGGUUCAAGCCCCACAUGGGGCUCUGUGCUGACAGCAUGGAACCUGCUUUGGAUCCUCUGUCUCCCUCUCUUUCUGCCCCUCCCCUGCUUGUACUAUUUCUCUCUCAAAAAUAAAUAAACACAAAAAAAGAAAAGAAAAUACAGAUAAAUUUUUUUUUCUUUAGGAAAAAAUGUUUGGGGCACCUGGGUAGCUCGGUCCGUUAAGCAUCUGACUUUGGAUCAGGUCACGAUCUUGUGGUAUGUGGGUUUGGGCCCUGUAUCAGGCUCUGUGCUGACAGCUCAGAGCCUGGAAUCUGCUUUGGAUUCUGUCUCCCUCUCUCCCUCUCCUGUUCCCCGCUCUCUCUCUCGCUCUCUCUCUCUCAGAAAUAAACAUUAAAAAAUUUUAGAAAAAAAAUGUUUAAGUUGUCACAGGAAAUACAAAGGCCAAGUACACAUUUUUUACAUUUAGCACAAGUCUGAAUGUAAGGCAGCCACUGGGAACAGUAAGCUCAUUGUACUUACCACCAUAAAAUGUGCUCAUUGAGAAAACAACCCCAUCUUUGGGGCAUCUGGGUGGCUCAGUCGGUUGAGCAUCCAACUUUGGCUCAGGUCAUGAUCUCACAGUUGGUGAGUUUGAGCCCCACUUCGGGCUCUGUGCUAACAGUUCAGAGCCUGGAGCCUGCUUCGGAUUCUGUGUCUCCUCUCUCUCUUGUGCUCUGUCUCUCUCUGUCUUUCAAAAAUGAAUAAACAUAAAAAAAUUAAAAAAAAUUUUAAAACUACCUUUUUAACUUUAUUUAUUUUGAGAGAGAGUGUAGUGGCAGAGAGAAAGGGAGAGAGAGAAUCCCAAGUAGGCUCCGUGCUCAUAGCACAAAGCCCCUCCCAUGCUCAUGCUCUCUCUCUCUCCCUCUCUAAAAUAAAUAAACAUUAAAGAAAGAAAGAAAGAGAAAGAGAGAAAGGAAGAAAGAAAACAACCCCAUCUUUGAAUAUCCUGAAAUGUUUAAUUGGGGAACCUAAAUAGGUUUGAAUAUGCCAAACCUAACUUAGAUGUAGCCUGGGAACUAUUUGUACGGUAGCAUGCCAUAUAUUGUUCUUUGCCUUUACUUCCUAGUAUUAACAACCAUGACAUAUGGUGCAAGAGUUGGCAAACGUUUUCUGUAAAAGGCCAUAUAGUAAAUACUUUAGCCUUACAGGCUACAUAUGCUUCCUGUUAACAUUUUUUUUUCUUUUACAACCUGUUAAAAAUGCAAAAUUCAUUCUUAGCUCAUGGGCCAUUGAAAAACAGACUUGGCCAGAUUUAGCCAAGUUUGCUGGCCCCUGAUCUAGUGGACUCUGGAAACUAGACUUCCUAGGCUCAAGUUUCCAGUUCUACUGCAUAUUAGUUGUGUGGCCUGGGGCAAACCCCUGAACAUUGUUCCUCAGUUUCCUUAUUUGCAAAAUGAUUAUAAUGACAUUACCCUACCACAUGGAGUUCCAGUGAGGAUUUGGUAAAUUAAUAAAUAUAAUGUACUAGACCAUUGUAUAGAAUGUUACAAAUGAUAGCUAUUAUAUGAGUAGCAAUAGAUUUGUUAGAACUUUUAUAGGCUUUUGAUUAUCUACUCAACAGCUGUCCCUCCAUGCCAGCAGACCAGUUUUUUUGUUUCAUUGUCCACCUCCCUCUGUAUGAUUCAGGAAACAAAUAAUGAUUGAUCUAACCUAAUUUUUGCCCAGCUUAUUGAGGUAUAAUUGACAAAUAAAAUUGUAAGAUAUUUAAAAUGUAUAAUGUGAUGAUUUAAGUAUGCAUUGUAAAAGGAUUCCCCCAUCAAGUUAAUUAACACAACUAUCACCUCACAUAUUUACCACCCCUGCUUUUUUUGGUGAGAACAUUUACAUUCCACUCUCUGCAAAUUUCAUUUAUACAGUAUACAGUGCUAUCAACUCUAGUCCCAUGUUAUACAUUAGAUCCUUAUGGUCUAACCUAAUUUUGAAAAAUGUGUCCUGAUUAAUGAUUCAUUUGAAAUAAGCAUCUGAGGGCACCAGGGUGGCUCAGUCGGUGACGCAUCCGACUCUUGGUUUUGGCUCAGGUCGUGAUCUUGCAGAUCGUGAGUUCGAGCCCCAUGUUGGGCUUUGUGCUCUGAGCACGGAGCCUACUUGGGAUUCUCUCUCUCCCUUUCUCUCUGCCCCUACACUCUCUCUCAAAAUAAAUAAAGUUAAAAAGGUAGUUUUAAAAUUUAAAAAAAAAUUUAUGUUUAUUCAUUUUUGAAAGACAGAGAGACAGAGCACAAGCAGGGGUGGGACAGAGAGAGAGAGGGGGACACAGAAUCUGAAACAGGCUCCAGGCUCUGAGCUGUCAGCACAGAGCCCGAUGUGGGCUCAAACUCACGAACCACGAGAUCAUUACCUGGGCCGAAGUUGGAUACUCAACCGACUGAGCCACCCAGGCGCCCCUAAAAAGGUAGUUUUAAAGAGAAAAGGAAAUAAGCAUCUGACCCAGCUCUGGCAGGGGAAAAACUUUAAAAUAAUUUUCAGUGAAAUAUGGGGGAACAGGAUUCCCCAGUGGUUAACAGACAUUUGAUAUAAAAGGCCUAUGAUUUUGCUGGAUAUUUUUAUGACUGGAUGUGACAUCCAAUUAUAUCUUUUGAUCCUAAGGUAGUAUCUGAGUAUGGCAGAAUACAAAGCUGGGAAGGAGUUGGGUCAGCAGUGUCUUUUGAGCAGGUGAAUUAACCACCCCUGGAGCUUCUUUAUAUGAGGUAUAUAUUUUUCUAAUGAUACCUGAGUUGAGUUGAGAUUUUCUGUUUCUUAGAGCUGAAGGUAGUUUAAUCAACUUACAGGUAUACCUUUUUGAAGAGGUAUAACUGAUUAACAUUAAUAUUAAUCAGCCUCAGGGGAGAAUAUGUUCUUAUGAGAAACUGAUUCGGGGUGGCUGUUUUUCAGUCCUGUAAAUCUCCAUGUAGUGAGCCUAACCAUUAGAAAUAAAGCGAUUUGGGACGCCUGGGUGGCUCAGUUGGUUAAGUGUCCUACUCUUGAUUUCGGCUCAGGUCAUGAUCUCACAGUUGUGAGAUCCAUCCCCCCUGCCUCUCCUCUGCUCACAUUCUCUUUCCCUCUCUUUCAAAAUAAAGAUAUAAACAUUUAAAAAAUACUUAAAAAAAAGAAAUAAAGCUAUUUGUUAUUCUGUUAUAUGAAACAAGUGUUUAAUUCAUUGAGCUUUCAUUGCAUCUGCACAAGAGAAGUACUUGGAAAAUCAUUACGUCGUGUGUCUCACAUUAAAAAUAUGUGAAAUGAACAUUAAGUUAAAUUUGUCCAUUGAUCUGUCUCUGUGUUAUUGCUUGAUUAGAUAUGGUGUGAGAUAAGGAUCUAAUGUUUUCCCAAAUGAAUAAUCAGUUCUCAACACUGUGUGAUUGAAGUUUGAAGUACUAUCUUUAUCAGGUGCUAAAUUACCAUUUUUAGGGAGUAUUUUUGCUCAGGACUUCAUCCCUUUAU